Molecule: messenger RNA, 2300 nt
Organism: Dipodomys spectabilis (banner-tailed kangaroo rat)
Lineage: Eukaryota; Metazoa; Chordata; Mammalia; Rodentia; Heteromyidae
Gene: Vps45
Product: vacuolar protein sorting 45 homolog
Exons: 15
Coding region: 95-1807 (570 amino acids)
Biological process (GO): vesicle-mediated transport; intracellular protein transport
Cellular component (GO): Golgi membrane
Source: RefSeq, a predicted model, not a curated record
AGACCGGGUCAACUGAGCCGGGGGCGGGGGGAUUUAAUUCAGCCGGAGGAAGGGGGCGGGGAGAGUCGUGGGGGGCACCUGACACUUCGCCACCAUGAACGUGGUUUUUGCUGUGAAGCAGUACAUUUCCAAAAUGAUAGAGGACAGCGGGCCUGGGAUGAAAGUGCUGCUCAUGGACAAAGAGACGACUGGUAUCGUGAGUAUGGUAUAUACACAAUCAGAGAUUCUUCAGAAGGAAGUAUAUCUCUUUGAACGCAUUGAUUCUCAAAAUCGAGAGAUCAUGAAACACCUGAAGGCAAUUUGUUUUCUUCGACCUACAAAGGAGAAUGUGGAUUAUCUGAUUCAGGAACUCCGAAGACCCAAAUACAGUAUAUAUUUUAUUUAUUUCAGUAAUGUGAUCAGCAAAAGUGAUGUGAAAUCAUUAGCUGAAGCUGAUGAACAGGAAGUUGUGGCUGAGGUUCAGGAAUUUUAUGGUGAUUAUAUUGCUGUGAAUCCACAUUUGUUUUCCCUCAAUAUUUUGGGUUGUUGUCAGGGUCGAAACUGGGAUCCAGCCCAGCUCUCCAGAACAACUCAAGGACUGACAGCUCUCCUUUUAUCUCUGAAGAAGUGUCCCAUGAUCCGUUAUCAGCUUUCAUCAGAGGCAGCAAAGAGACUUGCAGAAUGUGUUAAGCAAGUGAUUACUAAGGAGUAUGAACUGUUUGAAUUCCGGCGGACAGAGGUUCCUCCACUACUACUUAUUUUAGAUCGCUGCGAUGAUGCCAUCACUCCUUUACUCAACCAGUGGACAUACCAGGCCAUGGUUCAUGAACUCCUAGGCAUAAACAACAAUCGGAUUGAUCUUUCCAGAGUGCCGGGGAUCAGUAAAGACUUACGAGAGGUGGUCCUAUCUGCUGAAAAUGAUGAAUUCUAUGCUAAUAAUAUGUACCUAAACUUUGCAGAGAUUGGUAGCAAUAUAAAGAAUCUUAUGGAAGACUUCCAGAAGAGGAAACCAAAAGAACAACAAAAACUAGAAUCAAUAGCAGACAUGAAGGCCUUUGUUGAGAAUUAUCCACAGUUUAAGAAGAUGUCUGGGACUGUAUCAAAGCAUGUGACAGUAGUUGGAGAACUGUCUCGGUUGGUCAGUGAGCGGAAUCUGCUGGAAGUUUCAGAGGUUGAGCAAGAAUUGGCCUGUCAAAAUGACCAUUCUAGUGCUCUUCAGAAUGUAAAGAGACUUCUGCAGAACCCCAAAGUGACAGAGUUUGAUGCUGCCCGUCUGGUGAUGCUUUAUGCUUUACAUUAUGAGCGACACAGCAGCAACAGCCUUCCAGGACUAAUAGUUGACCUCAGAAACAAAGGUGUUUCUGAGAAGUAUCGAAAGCUCGUGUCUGCAGUUGUUGAAUACGGUGGUAAACGAGUUAGAGGAAGUGACCUCUUCAGCCCCAAAGAUGCUGUAGCUAUUACCAAACAGUUUCUCAAAGGACUGAAGGGAGUAGAAAAUGUGUAUACACAGCAUCAGCCCUUCCUACAUGAAACUUUGGACCAUCUCAUCAAAGGAAGACUUAAGGAAAACCUCUAUCCUUAUCUAGGCCCCAGCACACUCAGAGACAGACCUCAGGAUAUCAUUGUGUUUGUAAUUGGAGGAGCCACCUAUGAAGAGGCACUAACAGUUUAUAACCUGAACCGGACCACACCCGGAGUGAGGAUUGUCCUGGGAGGAACAACAGUGCACAACACGAAAAGUUUCCUAGAGGAAGUUCUGUCUUCUGGACUACACAGCAGAGGCAGGGAGAGCUCUCAAGUCACCUCGAGGUCAGCAAGCAGAAGAUGAAAUGGUGACAGAGAGUGGGUACCAUGGCACAGGUUCCCCUCCUGCUUGCUCCACAGGCCUUCCCUGAUGGCCAGCUAGCCUGCUGGUUCCUGAACGGCUGGCGGGCAUCAAGACUGGGGAUAAGCUGAGAAGUUGAAACCCACCCCAACCCACUUUCUCUCAGUUUCCUUAUCAAAUAAAUGUUUCUUUGUAUAUUUGAUAGCACAAUCACGCUCCUGUCUGAUAGAUUUUGUUGAGAUCCUAUUUGGGAAAAGGAUUAUCAGAGCCGAGAGGCCUGCAAAAGAGCCAGAUGAGGUACAUACCUCCCUCUUCAAUUUCCUCUCUUUCCUUGGCCCUUUCUUCUUUCUGUUCACCACAUUCCUAUAUAACUCAUUUCAGAGACCUCACCGUGUUUCUUGAGAGAACCAUGAAAAAGGUAUUUGUCCCCAUGUUGCAAUUUUCUGUGGCACUGAGAAACUAUGAAUGACUACAAUAAAACUUCAUUUUGUGGAAA